This is a messenger RNA of Aureococcus anophagefferens, 3486 nucleotides long. RefSeq lists its product as hypothetical. The transcript has 5 exons. NCBI's taxonomy places the organism in Eukaryota, Pelagophyceae, Pelagomonadales, Pelagomonadaceae. The coding region runs from base 1 to 3486 and encodes 1161 amino acids. The record is from RefSeq and is a predicted model, not a curated record.
AUGGCGCUCGCCUUCCGCUAUCGCAAGAACGCGUGCGACGCGCUGCCGGCCGUCGGCGAGGCGCCGGCCUGCGCCGUCGCCGACGGCCCGGCGGCCGAGAGCGCCCUCUACGCGCGCGCGUGCUUCGUCCCGGCCGAGGAGCGCGCGGACCUCCCCGACUUUCGCGGCGGCCAGCCGAACGCGGCGGUCGACGGCGCGCUGGCCGGGCGCUUCCCCGAGGGCGAGCACGAGGAGCGCACGCUGCGGGCCCUCCACGACGUCGCCGCGGCGACGGGCGACUCGCUGGCCGCGUGCUACGAGGGCCGCGGCGCGGCCGUCGCCGCGGCCGUCGCGGCCGGGUCCGCGGGCCGCUGGCGGUGGACGGCGGGCGAGCGCGCGGACGCGACGGCCCUCGUGCUCAAGAUGGCGCGGGAGCGCAAGUAUAAGGACCUCCCGGCGCUCGCGCGGGCCCUCGGCCGGCGCCUCGAGGACGUCGCGCUCUGGCACGACGCGGGGCGGGAAAAGAGCGCGACGUACUACGGCAGCCACAAGAGCUCGCGGCACUACGCCGAGGCCAAGGCGUCGCGGCUCCAGCGGCGCCGCGAGCGCGACUCGUCGCCGGAGCGCGACGAGUCGAGCUCCGACGAGGAGGAGGACGAGGACGACGAGGACGACGAGGAGGAGGAGGACGACGAGGGCGGCGCGACGCCGGACGACCGGCGGAAGCUGCGGGCGCUCGCGGCGUACCUCGGCGCGCGCGGCGGCGACGGCCCCGCGCUGCUCCGGGGCUGGCGCGCCCGCGCGCGCGCGGGCGACGGCGCGCCGCGGGCGACGACCUACCGGUCGCCCGAGGACCGCGUCUACCGGUCGCGGUCGGAGGUCGCGCGCUUUUUCGGCCUCGACGGCGCCGCCUCGCGGCCGCGGGGCCGGGGCCGGGGCCGGCCGCGCGCGGCCGCGCGGCGGCUCCACCACGCGCCGCCGUCGCCCCAGCGGCGCCGCGCGCCGCCCCCGGCCGAGGCGCCGCCGCGGCCGCGCGCGGCCGUCGACGCGCGGUCGCCGCCGCCGGCCGACGUCGCGGCGCCGACGGUCGCCGUCGUCGCGGAGCGGUCGCCGGCCGGCGACGUCAAGCCGGACGUCGCGGGCCUGCCGCGGCCGCCGCGGGGCGCCCUCGUCGCCGCCGCGGGGUCCGCGCUCGCCGCCGUCGACGCGCAUCUGGUCGCCCCGACGCCCGGCGCCUGGGCCGACGCCGCGGGCCGCGGCUGCGCGGCGGCGCCGGGCCGGCGCGCCGUCGCCGACGCCGUCGCGCGCGCCGCGGGCGCGCGCGAGGCGCCGCGCGCGGGCGGCGACGGCCCCGGCGCCGCGCCGCGGAAGAAGCGGGACCGCUACGGGCGCAAGCCCGUGCUCGUGCGCCGCGCGCCCGCCGGCGGCCGGCCCGGGUCGGACUGGCAGCGCUUCGCGAGCUGCAAAGACGCGCUCCGCGCGACGCCGGGCCUCACGUCCUACGUGCUCAGUGCCCUGGUCAACAAGCGCGUGUCGCCCGCGACGUCCGGCGCGGACUUCGAGGCGAAAUUCGUCGCCGAGGACGACGACGACGACCCCGGCGACGGCGGCGGCGCGCCGGCGGCGCCGCCGCCCGACGACCUCCGGGAGCGCGCGGUGUCCGCGGCCAACUCCGAGGCGUCCGAGGCCGCGCCCGGCGAGGGCCGCGGCGGCGGCCUCCCCGCGGGCUACGCCGUGCUGUUGCCCGGCGCGCCGGGCCGGCGCGCCGCGCGCGCGGCGCCGGAGCCCGCGGCGCCCGGCGACCUGCUCGCGCUCCCGGGGGGCCGCUGCGCGUACGUCGCGCGCGCGGGCGAGACGCUCGCGACGGACACGGGCUCCGCGCUCGCGGACCUGCUCUGGCUCGCGCAGCUCGAGUGGAGCGACGCGGGGCUCCCGGGCCCGGUGUUGGGCGACGGCGAGGUCCUGCUCCUGCCCCCGGCGGCGCCCUGGCCCCGCGCGGCGCACGCGGGCGGGCCGCCGCGCGCGCUGGGCGUCGCGCCGCCGGACUGGCCGCCGCCGGCGGGGGACGCGCUGGAGGUCUUCCGGGAGGCGUCGGGCCGCCGCUGGGCCUGCGCCGCGCAGCUCCUGCGGUCGUUGGGCGCCGGCGACGUCGACGCGGACGACGGCGCGCGCGCGCUCGACGCGGACCCGAAACGCUUCGCGGCGUUGAACGGCCUCGGCGGCGCCGUGGGGCCCCGCGACGGCUGGCUCCUCGCGCCGCCGCGCCUCGACGGGCCCUGCGCGGCCUGCCGGUGCCUCGGGGAGCUGCGGGCCUUCCCCUGCCGCGCGGACCGCGGCCACCAGGGCAGCAAAAGGGUGCGAAAUUCCCAACUUCAAAGGCUCAUAUCUCGGCCGUUUUCCACUCGCGGCCACGGCGCGCGGCCCUUCGACGCGCCGCCCGCGGAGCUUCUGGGGAGCCGCGUGAAGCGCCGCGUCGUCGCGCCGGACGGCGCCGUCGAGUGGCGGCCCGCGACGGUGGCGGCCCGCGGCGACGCGACGCUCGACCUCGUCGACGUCGCCGGCGGCGGCGUGGUCACCGCGGCCUACCCGGACGCGGCGCUCGCGUUCGUCGACGGCUUCCGCGAGCUCGCGGACGAGGAGCGCGUCGCCGGCCGCGUCAUGGAGGUCGUCGCCGCGGGCCGCGUCGCGCGGGCCCGCGUGGACCGCGUCUACGUCUGCCGCGACGAGGGGCCCCGCCACGACGUCGCGCUCGCGGUGUUGAGGGACGCCGAGGGCGGCGGCGAGCCCGCGAGGGAGCGCGCGGUCACGGUCGCCGAGCUCCUGCGCGCCGUCGGCGGCGGCGACCACGUGCGCUGGCGCGACCGCGCGACGCCGCCGACGUGGCUCGUCGACGACCGCACGGGCCUGUGCGGUGGGGAGGUCGAGGAGGACGACGAGGGCCACUGGUGGUACGACACGCGCGCCGGCGACACGCUCGCGUCCGUCGCCGCGGCGCUCUGCGGCGGCGCGGGCGACGAGCUCCGGGCCGCGAACGAGAUCCGGCUCGGUCCGGCCGCGUUCCUCGAAAGCCAAGACGGCGACGGGGAGCCCGCCUUCCGGGCCCACGUGCUCCUCCUGCUGCCCCGGGCGCCGGGCCGCGACGCCGCGCCGCGGCGGCGGCGGCCCUGCGCGCGGUGCCUGCUCGGCGGGUCCCUCGGCGCGCGGCACUGCCGCGAGGCGCUCCGCCACGACGACCCGGACUUCGACGACCUGCCCGAGGACCCCGUCGGCGCGAGCGUCGUCGUCAAGUGGCUCGACGACGGCGCCGCGGUCUGGUACGACGCCGUCGUCGAGAGCUCCGAGCCCCGCGGCGACGGCCUCGCGCUCUCCGUGCGCUACGUCGACGGCGGCGAGGUCGACGACAUCGACUGGCCGUCCGAGGACGCGGCCGUCGCGCCGCCGGGGAACCGCAAGGCCAAGCGCAAGGCCGGCGCGCUCCCGGAGAGCGGCGCGAAGCGCCAGGCCUAA